Molecule: messenger RNA, 598 nt
Organism: Drosophila takahashii
Lineage: Eukaryota; Metazoa; Arthropoda; Insecta; Diptera; Drosophilidae
Product: coiled-coil domain-containing protein 12
Cellular component (GO): post-mRNA release spliceosomal complex; U2-type spliceosomal complex
Source: RefSeq, a predicted model, not a curated record
UUUAAAGAAACCGGAAUAUCUCAUUAAAUAUAAGAUAUUUUCCGUCCAAACUUCAUAUGGGCAUCAUGGAAAACAACGGCGUGGGCAAGCUGACCGAAGCCUCUCUGAAGCGCAAGGAGCGCCUGCAAAAACUGCGGGAACAAGCGCAGAAUAAAGGAGGAGACUCGUCCGAAUCCAAUGAAAAGUUACCCAAACCCAUCUUUCGGAGCUACAAACCGCAGAAUGAGAACACCACCGGCGAAGUUCUGAGCCAGGAGCCCACGGGGAACAUAGAAGCCGCUGUGGAGGACCAACUGAGCCUCCUGCAGCAGCCCAUGGUGAUCGACGAGAUAGAUAUAACCAACCUGGCGCCAAGGAAGCCCGACUGGGAUCUCAAGCGGGAUGCCAGCAAGAAGUUGGAGCGACUGGAGCGACGCACCCAAAAGGCAAUUGCAGAACUCAUCCGGGAGCGGCUGAAACUAAAUCAGAUCGAGGACAUUAGCCAGGCGGUCAAUGUGGCCACUGCCCACGCGGGUGAAACAGUGCAGGAGGAUUAUGACUAGAGAACUUUACUGAACUGGUACAAAAAAGAAAAACAGAAAUGCAUUAACAAUAAGCU